This is a messenger RNA of Haliotis rubra (blacklip abalone), 1297 nucleotides long. RefSeq lists its product as uncharacterized. Lineage: Eukaryota; Metazoa; Mollusca; Gastropoda; Lepetellida; Haliotidae. The record is from RefSeq and is a predicted model, not a curated record. The transcript has 8 exons. The coding region runs from base 76 to 990 and encodes 304 amino acids.
AGUCCUUAUGGUUACAGACCAUUUGACAACUUCACAUUCACACCAGAUUCCAAUCCUUGCUACGGAUAUACUGAAAUGCCACGGAAAGCGACAACCAUCCUGAUGGUCGGUGUUGUGUUUGCUGGGUUCCUGCUUUUCCAGAAUCUGGUGAGACGCUCAGUGAAUGGCAAUGUCCACCAGAUGGUUAAGACAAUAAAGAAGGAGGGCAGCGUUCCUCUCAGAAGCAGUUUAAACAAGGCCAUACAGCUUCAAAAAACGGGAUCGCUGGAAGCUGCCUUGCCAGAAGGUCAUAGGAGUGUUGCCAAUGUUGACGAAAAUGACGAUUCUCCUCUAAAAACUAUUCGCAAAGAAGGACACGUUGUCCUUCCGUCUAAGGAUGAGAUUGAGAGAAUGUCAACCGAGGAAGCCUUUCGAACAUAUCACAGUUACCUUGACAACGUCGACUCGAUAUGCAACCGGAAGCUGCGGAUGGGAAAGAUAGGUGACGGAGGAUGGGAGAUAUGCGACGAUAAGCAGUACCGUCCUGUAAAACCUUGUAUUGUUUACUCAUUUGGCAUGACCCAGGCCAGUUACAAGAGGUCCCGCCAUGUUCAGUUUCUAAAGAUGGGGAUAAGUGGGACUGACUCACAAGGAGGAUGGGAACUGCACACACUUACGACUUUCAAGAAAAUGCUAAACCACACAGGGAAGGUGAUAGAUGUCCUCAAGGCCGACGUGGAGAACGCCGAGUGGGCUUCACUGACGGAAAUGACCUCAUCUGGGGAGCUCGUGCACGUCAAGCAGCUGCUGAUAGAAUACCAUGGGGAUUGCCGUAAUAGACAUCAAUGCAUAAACAACUUAAAGAUCUUGAAAGACGUCCAUGACAUUGGGUUCAGAAAGUUUUAUGUCCACAAAAACAUUCAUUGUUCGUUUAGAUCUGCUCUGUUCCCUGUGAUUAGGACAAGUUGCUAUGAAGUUCAUUAUGUCAACAUGAACGCAGUACAUUCGUAGAACUUUUAUCUCGACUGAUCAUCAAGCUAAAUACAGGUAAAAAAAAUUCGGUAAAAUUUAUCGUCGCAUCGGCAUUGUUUCAGUAAUAUAGCGACGAGAACAGGUUUACACAUAUACACAAAUCCAUAGUUUCGCAAAGUUACACUCAAAAGCAAGUUUUGAAAUAUAUAUUUGUACAUCACAAUAUUGUCUAUUUACACUUGAGAACACGGGCUGGUAUGAUGAGACUAUUAUUUCACUAUCAGUAGUAUAAUCUAAGAAUAUUUUUUCAUGUGUGCGUGUUACCAUUAAAUAACAAUUUAUAGCC